Batrachochytrium dendrobatidis JAM81 is the source of this 1884-nucleotide messenger RNA. RefSeq lists its product as uncharacterized. The record is from RefSeq and is a predicted model, not a curated record. The coding region runs from base 1 to 1884 and encodes 627 amino acids. The transcript has 7 exons. NCBI's taxonomy places the organism in Eukaryota, Fungi, Chytridiomycota, Chytridiomycetes, Rhizophydiales.
AUGCAUUCAUCUUUUAUUGUUAAUGAGCAGUACGAAAUAUUAAAUGCCAAAUCUUUAUAUGACACGGCAUCAGGAAUGAAUCUUCCAUGUAUAUUGGCAAAAACAAAUGAUACACUGCAUUUGAUAAUACUUGCAGAUCCUUUGGCUAGUGAAAACACUGCUAUUCUUUCAAUAUCGCUGGAUUCCCGUAUAUUCACUCCUGAUUCAAACAAUUUUUUGAAAAAUGAGCUUCUGGAUGGUCCUGUUGCUCUCAUUUACUCCACGGAUAAUGCUAUCCUUAUAUAUCAAACAUUUCCAGGAUCCCGCGAAUUAGUCUCGGUAAAAUUACCAUGGCAUCCCAAUCAAAUCAUAGGAUGCUGGUCAGAUAUUCGUCAAGAAUCUAUCCAUUUUUUAAUCAAGCAGGUUUCUCAAGACCAGACUUUGAUUAAACGCAUGGUAUUUAAUAUAAAUGAGUUACAGGAUCAUUACUCGGUCGAGCCCAAAAGUUUGGAUGUAAUGGGUGUGCCAGACUACAUGACAGAUUUUGUAAUUCAUAUCUCUGUCUUGCCUCGAAUGGGAAAAUCCGAGUUCGUAUUUGCUGCAUUGACUAGAUUGGGAACUUUGGUCGUAUUCUUUCGUGACAAAUUAGACUGGACUGCAGAUUUAAAAAACUUGAGGCUAGAUCUGCCCAACUCCAAAUGCCAGAUCAUUUCCAGACAAUAUGUUAUUGUUUUGACAUCCGAAACUGUUGCGAUAUUCAGCAAUGGCAUAUUAUCUCAAGUAUUUUCAUCAUUUCAAGCAUGCAUAAUCAGAAACUGUUCCUGGAGUAUUGUCGAGAUUCCAAAGUCGAACGUUGAGGAUGCAGGAUUAUUGCAAACCAAAGUUUACAUGCACUCAAUCAAACAAUCCUCAUCAACCAAGGUUGAAAACAAUAGUAUAAACAUUCCAAAUAGUCACAUUCAAACUGCAAUUGUAAACACUCUUGAGAUGCAGAUUGGGCUUGCCAAAUCUAUUGUUGCGGAUGUAUCGAAGCAGAUUGAAUUCAAACAAGGUGCAUUACGGGCAGGUCGACGAUACAUUUCCAGAAUUGCUGGGAAUCUAGUAACCGAUCCGGAUCAGUUGAUCCAACCUGAUCAAGCAUGCAUGGAAAUCGUUUUAAAAAACAUGGUCGCGGUUGAUCCCAACACUGGAAUGCGAUUGCUCACUCAACCUGAUUUUCUUUUGAAUGAGAAUCAUAAAAUCACUCCUGAUCCGUUAAUUCAAAUCACUAAAUGUACUGCCACUGUUGAUAAAAACAAAUACAAGGCUCAUAUUUAUAUCACAAUUCAAAACACCUCCAAUCUCACGGUAUAUAAUGUGUCUUUUGUGAUUGGCAAGUUGUCGCGAUAUUCAGAAACUUUGACCAGCAAUGCAUCGGUUAUAUCAUUAUUGGAAUCCAACUCGAUGUGUAAUGUAAUGUGUCGUGUAAAUAUACCUGUACGUGAUCGUGUAUCUGAUCUACGCAUGGCCAUAGUUCCAAUAUAUUCCAGAACAUUAGAUGGAAUUUUACAAUAUGGGUAUCCGAUCACUGCAACGACCACACAAGCACAAUCUUCAAUAGAGUUGAUAUGUACAUCCACAACGUCGUUGCUAUGGACACCCACAUCUUCAAUCGGCAGAUCAUUUGAUGAAGUCAUUUCAAUUGUUGGUAAAAUACUUGGAUGUAGCGUGGAUAUAUCUCACCAACGUGCAACAGGCGACUUGUAUUAUAUUGAAUUCAGUCUGUUGAACUCUGCCACCCUAUCCAAUACUCAACUAGCAAAAAGUAUACGUGAUAUCAAAAUCAAUAUAUUUGCCUUGAAUGAUGAGACGGUUAUUGAUUGUGUGUCAAAACUUGUGCAUGAAAUUCCAGAAAUUCAUUUGUAA